Hemibagrus wyckioides is the source of this 4408-nucleotide messenger RNA. RefSeq names its product quiescin Q6 sulfhydryl oxidase 2 (gene qsox2). Bases 766 to 2730 code for a protein of 654 amino acids. Gene Ontology annotation, molecular function: protein disulfide isomerase activity; flavin-dependent sulfhydryl oxidase activity. Gene Ontology annotation, cellular component: Golgi membrane. Gene Ontology annotation, biological process: protein folding. NCBI's taxonomy places the organism in Eukaryota, Metazoa, Chordata, Actinopteri, Siluriformes, Bagridae. The record is from RefSeq and is a predicted model, not a curated record. The transcript is spliced from 12 exons.
CAGUUUAUGGAUUGGCUACUCUACAUCGGCACUAGAUUUGAAUGAAUGUGUACAUGUGUACGCCCUGCAGUAGAUCGUUAUCCCAUCCAGUGUGUCCCCACCUCAUGCACAGUACCCCAGCUCCAAAUCCCCCACAACCCUGACCAGAAUAAAGCCUGGCCCAGAGGAUAUCUUUGACUCCUCCCAGCUCUAGUGACCCCAUGUCAAUACUGAGCUUGGGUUAUAGGCUAUUGUCUGUUUGUAGUUUCUGUUUAAUUUUUCCCCAGUCUGGGUACCUUUAAAAAAACCUUUAGGUUUUUUAGGUUUCCUCCCAAAACAUGCCACUGGUUGUGCUAUAAUGCCUCUAGACGUGAAGAGAAGUGUGUUAAUGUGAGUAUGCCUAGUGACCUGGUGUCAGGUCCAGGGUGAAUUCUCACCUCGCAUCCAGUGACCAUGUGGAUCUGGGACCAACUUAUUAUAAGCAUAAUGCGUAUGCAAAAAAAAAAUAAAACAUAAUAAUAAUUAUAGUGUGCACUGCAAAAACAUUUUAGUUAUUUUAAAGUAUACAACAAUUUCGUUGUGCAAUGCAGAGCGAGGAUGCUCAAUUAUUUAAGCCGUCUUUCCCGAAGAUGCGUCACUCGAGCGCAGGUGGUUGGCGGAGGCCCUGCGCGGAAUCAACGCAAUAUUGAUGCCCUCGAAGGCACCCGUGGCGCUUUCCUACUAGGUAGCUGUUUGACCGUAGAAGAAUUGUAGCUUAUGUAGUGGCAGUGCUCUGCCUCGGGCUACAUGGCUGUGGAUUCGUUUCGAAUGGCAGUGCCUCAUUCCUUACAUGUUUUUCUUUUCAUGGCCAUACUUCAGCAUGGCCAAGCUGGUCGGUUAUACACUGAAGAAGACCCGCUAGUCAUUCUGACCAGUGACACUCUGAAGCAAACCCUGUUCAACUCUUCCACAGCCUGGCUGGUUCAGUUUUACUCAUCGUGGUGCGGACACUGCAUCCAGUACUCACCCACAUGGAAAGCGCUAGCGGGAGAUGUAAAAGACUGGUCUCAAGCUAUCCGUAUCGGAGUUCUGGACUGUGCACAUGAGAAGAACUUUGACGUUUGUAAAGAGUUCAGCAUCCACUUCUACCCUACAUUUCGGUAUUUCAAAGCACAUAGUACUACUUUUGACAUUGGAAAGACAAAUCGAGGAGCUGAUCGAGAGAUUCAGACAGUAAGACAGCUGAUGGUAAACUUUGUCCAAAACCACACAAGGCAAGACUGGCCUGCUGGCUGCCCUCCACUGGAACCUGCCAGGACGGAGAACAUUCAGUCUUUGAUUGGAUUGAAAUCAGAUCACUACACUGCAGUUAUCAUAGAGGAUGCAGAAUCUUACAUUGGAAGAGAGGUAAUAUUGGACCUAAUGCCCUAUGAAGGCAUGAUAGUGAAGAGGGCCCUGAACUCAGACAAGGUCCUCAUGGAAAAGCUCGGUAUCACCACUACCCCUGCUGCCUACCUCUUCUACCCCAAUGGGACACAUGCAGGCAUGGAUGUGCAGAAGAAAAUACGCUUUUUCUUUUCCUCCUUCCUCAAACUGCUACCUGGAGUUCACCGGAAACUGCCCCCCUCAGUCCAGCAGCCUGCACAGGGAGAAAUUAAAGACCAGAACACAAGUGAGCUUUUCAAAGAAUUUGACAAGUCUAAAGUGUACAUGGUAGACCUGGAGUCUGGCUUGCAUUACCUAUUAAGAGUGGAGCUGGCAACUCGCAAGACCUUAGAGGGAGCAGAACUGAAAAUCUUCAAAGACUUUGUCACAGUUGUGGCUAAGCUGUUUCCUGGACGCCAAUCUGUGGUUAAGCUUCUAGAGACACUACUGGAAUGGCUGAUCAGUUUACCACUGGAGAAAAUUCCUUAUGAAGCCAUUUUGGACCUGGCCAACAACAAGAUGAGGAUCUCUGGACUACACCUGAGUGAGCGUGUGCAGUGGCUGGGCUGCCAGGGCAGCAGUGUGGCACUUAGAGGAUACCCCUGUUCCCUUUGGACCCUCUUCCACGUGCUCACUGUGCAGGCUGCCAGCCGACCGGACGCUCUCGCCAACACCGCGUUGGAGGAUGAUCCAUUGGCCGUGCUACAAACAAUGCGACAGUACAUUGGAACAUUUUUUGGCUGCCGUGAGUGUGGAAAGCACUUUGAGGAGAUGGCACAGGAAUCCAUGAGUCAGGUGAAAUCUCUGGAUGAAGCAGUGCUUUGGUUAUGGAGGAAACAUAACCAGGUUAAUGCAAGACUAGCAGGGUCAUUGAGUGAAGACCCCAUGUUUCCUAAAACACAGUGGCCCACUCCUGACCUCUGUCCAACAUGCCAUGAAGAACAGGAUGGGCUUCAUGUGUGGAAUGAAGACAUGGUCCUUGCGUUCCUCAAAAAGCAUUAUAGUGCCACCAACAUCUCCCCCAAAUACACCACUGAUAUCCAUCCAGACGCCGGCACGGUUGCAGCUAACAAAGCCACAUCAACCCCGUCCAGUGUGCUUAAUAAAGGGUUGAAGCCUCCUCCGGAAAGUGAUCCAAAACAUAUGAAGCAAACCGAUAAACAUGAAACUUUAGGCAUCCAAAAGGAGCCUAACAUCCCAUUCUUGGGACUGGGCUUUUCCGGUGUGGACAUGAGUCUGUGUGUGCUGUUGUACGCAUUCUCUUGCGUCUUUCUCAUGCUCAUGUUCUUCUUCUUCCGUGUUCGCUCCAAAAGGUGGAAAAUCAAAAACCACCGACCGUAUGUAUAGCAGUCAAAUGCCACACUUGGGAGAAACAUCAGUGUAAUAUAGGAAACUCCUACUAGGUGUUGAAGGAUUUUUUUUUUUAUUUAUUUGGUUAUUGUAUUGUUCUGCUUUGUGAGUUUUGCUGUGGUGAGACUGUUGUCCUAAUGGCGAGGCUGAUUUAUGAAUUUCAUAGAAAUUAAGAUCAUGUAUCUGACCUACUUGUAAGGUCAAAUUCUAAGUGGAUGUUUUUUCAGACCUGAUACAAGCAGAGGUGAUGUUUAAAAGGUCAAAACUGUUUUACAAAUAUUUUAAUCAAGACUACUGUGGUCCAAGAAGUCUAUUUUUAUGGAAAUAGUAUGUAUAAUGGUAUAACAUUUAUAGACAUUUUAAUGAAAAAGGGUGUGCCCCAAAAUGCAAAUUAUGGAAUUGUUUACCCCAUCAGUGAGGGUUAGCAGCAAAGCUACCCCUGUUUAGAUCAUUUUCCUUCGAAUCACCUGCACUUGAAGUGGAAAAAAGUCAUAGAAGUUUUGUUUGUUUCAUUUAACUCCUGUAUGUGUUUUAGAAGGCAAUCUGUACUAUGAACCUUUGGCCUCUUUGUUAAUGGCCUUUAUAGGACCUCAUCAUUAAUUCAGUUCACGUAGUGUUCUGUGAUGUGAUGGGACUCUCCGUUGUGUGCCAAUGUACUGGACCAUUUAACUUUUACCUUGCAGCUUGAUAUAUUAGUCAUCCAUUGAACAUUAGUGCAUUAAGCAUUAUUUCCUCAGGCUCACUAGAUUUUGUAGCUCAUUUUUCAAACAGUGAUGCAGUUCACUUCAGCUGAUUUUGAUAUCUGUGUCCACAUUUCCAUCUCUGCCUAGUGCUUUAAAACCAAAACAGUGUGAUGUUGAACCUGUUUUACUAGCUCAGUUUUUCAGCUACUGUGAAAAUGAUGUUGUGGUAUCUCACUGAAAGCACACUUAAAUUAUUGAUAUGGAAAUUGACCGUCUUAAUGCAUCUAAUAGGAUGAUAGGAAUAUGAUAGGAAUUGCUUAGCUUGACUGGUGAAUCAGGACUAAUUCAGCUGGAAUUAUAUAUUUUAUAAAUAUUGAAUCAUUAGAGGAAUAUUCACUUGAGUACAUAAUAGUAAAGGAUUAUGACAGCUUUAAUAUCAGAUCAUAGGUUUUAAGUUUGUCUUGAGAAGCUUCAGGGUCUAAAGCCAUUUUAUCAGGUAACCUGAAGUCCUUUCAUCCAUGUGCACUACGAACAGUAUUUUUAUUUUUUGAUCAGGAUGAUUUUUGUGUAGGAAUUAUUUGUAAAUACUAGAACAUUUUGUUUCCGUUCUGUUUCCAUUUGCAGCAUUUGAUGAGCUUUCCCAUUUAUUUAUCUGCAUUAAAUGUGAACUGUUUUUAAACAUGUUAAAGCAGUCAUGUAAUUCAAUGUGCUUGUUUUGAUGGAUUAGCCUUACUUCUGUGUUAGGAGGGUAGGCACACAAGCCUCUCUUAUAUUCAUAGCUACACAGAAAAGUGGCCUUUUCAGCUGCUACAAAAUCACACUGUUUUAUUUUUCAGUAGUUUUAAGAAUGGAUAUUUUUAUGUGAAGAAUAUUUUUGGAGUUGUCAUGUAUACCUUGUUGUGUAGUUGGUCUCGUUCUCAAAGAUGAAUUACAGCAUUUUUAUGAUAAAUUGUAACUUGUUUGAAAAAUAAAAUGUUUAUUGGUCUCAAUCA